UUUGGCCACAAUCUCCAGAGUCAAAAGAAUCUGAUCAAACCUCACUGGGACAGAAAGGAUUACCCGGGCAGCAGUGAGACGUCCCAACCAGUGAAGGUCUCCGGACAGAGAUGAAGUCACUUACCCACCUUGUACUGCUGUUCGCUUUGUGUGGUCUUGGGUACGGAGUUCCAAGAGAACUAACCUAUAUCCCUGAAGUAUUGCAAGCUACCACAUCAGGAAGAAUCACUCAGACAACAGCUGAACUUGAACAACCGUUCUGUGUGUUUGACGAUGUUGAAGCAACCUGCACCUUCUGUGAGGUUUGGUUGGUCGUCGAUAACAUAACAACAAAUUCAGCCUUUGACGUGAAUAACAAUCAUGUGAAUCCCUCUGACUUCAUGUCCCAAAAUUUUCAGACGAAUGGUUUUUACCUCACUGUUAAGACUGCGAGAAAUAAGUAUCAAUGCCUGUCAACUAUGUCUACUAAUAUUAUAGUCUACACCUUGCGAGUUGGAAAUGAAGUGCCCUGUACUACUGACAACUGCAAUGCACCUUUACCUACCGGUGCAACUUUCAGAGUGAGGUAUAUUUUGCUUAAUCCAUUUGUAAGCACUAACAACGUUUUUGCAGUUACACAGUGGUCCAGGAAUAUCAAGCUCCUGGAUGCUACAGAUCCCAAUACCAUUGACACCUCAGCACCUCGCACUGGGGGCAUGGUUGUUAUAACAACAAUACUCGUUAUUCUGCUGUUCUUGCUGCUGGCGCUGUUUAUCGCCAUGCUUGCCAUGGUUUGUUGCAGAAAAUCUGGCACGACCAAUUUCCAUGAACCUGUAAACACAUUUGGCUCCCUCCGCCGAUACAACACCCACAGCUUGCAAAACAAAGGAAACAUAAUCACUUCAAAGGGGAACAUCUAAAGCAACAUGGGUAAUGCUGAUACAGACUAUACACAUGAAUCCAGCAGUUUUCCUUCCCCUGUGAACCUCGCCCACUAUCUGAUUUCACAGCAAAAUAUCCCAAGUAACUUUGCGGUGUUAAUGUUUGGAACAAUGAAGUAUCCUUAUGCUGAUGAUCCAGACAUUUUGUGUGGAUAAUCCCAUGGUCAAUUUUUCUCCCUUUUAGAUAUCACAGGUCUCCUUUUUGAACAUAAGCAAAAUGCAUGUAAGUGAUAGAAAAAUGUUUUGUAUUUGCUGUUGAAGAAUGAUUGUUUUAAGCCUCCCACACUUGUCCACUCAGCCACUCACUGACAUUUUGACUACAGACACUAUUCCAACACUUACAGCAAGGAGAAACCUUUCUACCAUUGUAACAGAAUCCAAAUAUUGUACCUAAAAGUUGACUUAAUCUAUCACUUUUGCCUGUGCUUUUGACUGAUCCAACAUUGGUUCACACAGCACUAAAGCUGCUGCCCAGUUCUUGGCCUUUUCUGUGUGCUUGUGCAUCUGCCUUUCCUUAUCCAAAGGAUUGAUAAGUAGGCCAAUAUUGCUCCCUGAUUUGAGGACAAGCCUUUCACUUCCUCCAGUGCCUGUUGUCUCGCUCACUGUUUCAACAAAUGGGUUCGAUUCUGUUGGGUUUUCCUUGAAGUCUUGCGAAUGAAGAACUCACUGCAUUCCAUGUAUAAACUUUUACUUCCCUAUUGCUGCCCCAUUCUCUCUGAACCUUAUUAAAUAUUUUCUAAGCAGUUAAAGUGCCCUUUCACUAUUAGAUUUUUUUAAACAGUAUGCUGCUGGGUCAAGGUGCUGUUUUGUCAAUCUCGUACUGGAGUUUCCACAUGCAUCAAGUAUAUAUUGAGAUGAAAACACAGCAGCCUUUGGUGUACACUGCUCAGUCCAGUCACACACAACCCUGUGCUAGAAUAAACUAGAAUGGAAAACUGACCAUAUCGCUAAACUUUUGAAUUGAGGAUUUUCUCCAGUGCCUUGGAGACUGCUAAAACUUGGAGAAUUUUGAACGUUUUUUCUCUUUGCACUGCAAACAAGGCAUUGCAUAAAUAAAGACCCAAAGCCAAGUGGAUAUUGUGGAGUUUGGUUUGAGAAUCUUUAGAAUGGGAAGAGAUGAAGAGGGAAAUGUGUGGCAGGUGAGAACUGUUUCUCAUUUCAUGGCAUCACCUUUGGUACCUGAUGUCGAUAAACCUGUGAAUGAUGCUGUAAAGUGAGAGUAGGUUUGGACUCCCAACCCCAUAUGUUUCUAGCAUGAGCACACUAUUAAUACGGCAGCAUCUCAAUCUGAACUUUUAUAGUUGGACAUUAGCAGGCUGAUGACUUAAGGAGUCCAACCCUUCCUAAUUGUGAUUGAAUGUCCAAAGAAUUCCAAAAGUAAUACACCCAGCAUUACAUUCAUAGUACUAUUAUGGACUCCUGCGGCACAAACAAUGCUCUAACACACAGGCCGACAGUGACAUAAUAUAUACUAGCAUUCACAUUUUCCCCAUAUGGUAAAGUUAGUUAGUUAUGUCAUCCAGAAUGGAUAGAUAAUCCAGCCCAGCUUCUCCCCACAGUGAAGCAGGAAACGUCUGAGGUUUAGACACCUUUGCUUUGACAGUAGUAGGGGUCAAAGAAAAGGCAUAUAGACUGAUCUUGCCCAGCAGUAUAUGUGAAGUCAAUGUGAGAAAGCCCAGAGAGGAGAAGAUAUAAAUGGAACAAAAGUUGGAGAGUCGAACACAAUGAAUAAAACUGAAAAGUCCGGGAAAUGCUGAAUGGUUGGUUAGCAUUGAGAAGAACUACUGUCAGAUGUACCAAAACUUUGGAACACCACAGUUUACAAUCACAUGCUUUGUAACUUUUGAGACAAUCCACCCUUCAGUAGCUUUGUGAAGAACAUUUCUAUCCUCCCAACAUCUUGUCAUAAAGAGUAGGAAAAUCCCCAAAUACCGCAGAUUCCAGACAAUCAAACAGCAAAAAUUUCAAGCCGUUGGUCCCUUCCUCAAGACCAGGAGACAUUGCAGGAGAACAGCAGUAGAAUGACCUGACUGAUGUUAGCAGCAGAUAAAGGGAGAACUACUGAGAUCUAUCAAAGGCACAAAGGACACAUGGAUUGCCAAAGAGAGACUGUGGAAAGGCAAGCAUAACUAUUGGCUGAAGGAACAAGCUGUAGUGAGUGGCCCGGAAGUCUGCAGAAGGAGCUUGUUGUUCACAUGACAUUGAUUAGAUUUGCAAUGGUAUAUGAGUUCCGGGAAACACCUUAUAUGUGUAUGUGACUUUGAGAGCACUUUGAACACAAACACAGGGAAGUUGCUGCUUGCUGGUGCUAUCAAGUGAGGGCUCAGUUCUUCCCAAAGGCUUUAACAUUUUAAAAAUAAACUUAUUAUAAGUGAGCUUGUAUAAAAUAUCACCAGUGGAAGAUACUAAUCUAGAUGUGUGAUAGGUUGACGUGCCAAGUAAAUCUGCCCUGUUCUAUAAAGUAACAUUUCUUUAGCAUGAUAUUUUAUGGAAUACGUUUGUAUAUUACUAUGUUAUUGGGAUUCUUUUGUCCAUUCUGAAUGCUGUGGGGAUUGUUAUAUGUGUAAAAUGUAAACUUAUUCCUAAUAUAAAAUAAUAAAAGAACAGCUUAAAGUUAUUUGUGAAUAUUAUCUUUUAACUAUAAAAGUUUAUGAUAAGUUUAAUAAGUUUAUAAAAAUGGUAGGAAAUAUUCUGCACUAUCCUUGGCAAUUAUGAAUCUGCCAAUUAUCCUACGAUUUCAUAACAAUCUGCAUGUUCUAAGGGAGGGGAAGAAAGAAACUCUUUUUAUCAGAACCGUUACAUCCCCAUUAGACUUUUCCCCAUUUCCCCAGCAUUUCCCCAUUUACCCCAUUUCCCCAGCACUGCACUUUCUCUGUAGCUGUGACACUUUACUCUGUACUGUUAUUUUUUUACCUGCACUACAUCAAUGCACUCUGUACUAACUUGAUGUAACUGCACCGUGUAAUGAAUUGACCUGUAAGAUCGGUUUGUAAGACAAGUUUUUCACUGUACCUCGGUACAAGUGACAAUAAUAAAUCAAUAAACCAAUAAAAAACCA
Molecule: messenger RNA, 3978 nt
Organism: Pristis pectinata (smalltooth sawfish)
Lineage: Eukaryota; Metazoa; Chordata; Chondrichthyes; Rhinopristiformes; Pristidae
Gene: upk3b
Product: uroplakin 3b
Exons: 6
Coding region: 111-899 (262 amino acids)
Source: RefSeq, a predicted model, not a curated record